CACAGCACACGCCACAAUCAGUAUUGCGUUGCCUGCGGUAAAAGAUGAAAUUGCUACCUUGGUAAAUCAUGAGGGUUUCGCCCAGCAGCGCAUGUCAGGCAUCAGUGUUGCAUGGCCUCGAGAUUGAUCGCGCGUGUAGUAGAUAAAGGAUCCAUUCUUCAGAUGCGUUCCCUGCAGUUCCGCGCCCCGAGUUUAACCCGACGGUGUUGGCGGUGCAUGUAACGUCUUGCACUGCUGCUACGAAGUCUCCGCAAAGAAACGUAUCAUGGCGAGGCUGUUGGCGCGUCACCUGCCAAAGUUUCCACUCUGCCCUAUACGUUGCCUUCCUUCUUCGCCCAAAAGGAUCGGAUUCUUGUUCCACCACGGGCCUGAGCGCCAUGGUAGCAGAAUUACUGCAGGACAUCUGUAUUCUAUCCUGCAAGCUUCACGAUCCUAUGCUCGUGAGAGAACACGUUAUAGCUUGUUUGGUGAUAGAAAGCCUGGCGAUGAAGAGUUCAGGAGAACAUGGACCAAAGAGAUGGAUGAGGAUGACUGCUUAUGGACCGCAAGUGAGGACGAAGACGAAGGAAACAAAAAUAAAGAUAGCAAGUUGGAGAAGGAAAUAAAGAAAAUAAGGAGCCAGACAAAGGAGAAGUCGAACCUUAUUGAUGGCGAUGAGAGCGACGAAUUAAGAAGUUUGUGCUCGGACACUGAUGAAGAAGUUACUUUAUGGAGUGGCAGUGAAGACGACGACGACGACGAUAUUCCCACUGACCCAUUCAAGAAUGAACGAAGCGAUCCGCAUAUAGAUAAACUGUUUGAGUUUGAGGAAGCACCCAAGUACCGGACCAUCUCUGAAUUGUUAAAAGCGGAGAAGGAGCCUCCAGAGUUAUCCCCAGGAAAGCAAGCUAGAAAGCUUGCUGUUCAGAAUGCAUUGAAAAAGCUAAAGAAAGGCCCAGACGGACGGUAUAUAAACGUGUUCGAUGUGAUGACUGAUAUUGAUAUCUUGAUUGGAGCCUUUGAGAACAUUAUUGCUGGACCAGAGUAUGCAGAGCUCCGAGAGGGCGGACCUAAGAAGCUAAACAUGCAAUUUUUCAAGGAUAUACAGACACGCAUGCGAGAUCCAAAUUUCAGGUUUUCUCCCGAGUUGAAGCUGAAGCCAAAAAGCAAAUUUGUUUCUCGGAAGAAGUGGCAGAAGGCUCAAGCAAGGAGGAGGAAAAAUGAAAAGCGUUGAGAGGAGAAACGCUACAUACUGUUUUUCUUGAAGAGAAGGGGUGAAAAACAGAUCGUGGUAUGAACGAAAUCUUGCAUCUACAUUAACCUUUCGUUUGAUAUAUCCCAUUGUCUUUGACUGAACUCAUGCCAAGUGAAGAAUCCCAUGGAACAAGUCACCGAAUGAGUGAAUUAUGUACUCAUGAUUAAUUGGAUUAUCAUGAGUUUCUCGUAUAUUUUAAGAUAAUUGCAUAGCGAAUCUGCAAGAUUAUUAGAUAAAACCUAUGGAUAAUAAAUAUGUAAUUUAGUACUGUUUCUCA
This is a messenger RNA of Zingiber officinale, 1511 nucleotides long. RefSeq lists its product as uncharacterized. The transcript is spliced from 4 exons. The record is from RefSeq and is a predicted model, not a curated record. NCBI's taxonomy places the organism in Eukaryota, Viridiplantae, Streptophyta, Magnoliopsida, Zingiberales, Zingiberaceae. Bases 266 to 1213 code for a protein of 315 amino acids.